Messenger RNA from Porites evermanni, 1051 nucleotides. The record is from the annotation of a GenBank genome assembly. Lineage: Eukaryota; Metazoa; Cnidaria; Anthozoa; Scleractinia; Poritidae.
AUGGCCGAUGCUGGCGCACGAAAAGCUUACCGAAAUGUGGUAUCGUCUUGCGAUCAUCAGGCCUUAAAAGAAUGCUUAGACAGGAACAACGGUGACAGAUCUAAAUGCAUUAAAGAAUGGGAAGACUUUCAACGCUCCUGUGCUGAAAAUAAGAGGUGCUUUUUAGUGAAUGUUUUAUAAAAUCAAAUGGGUUCAUCCUCGGUGUAAAAACCUGUGAAGUUUUUCUUUGUUUUCUAGCUCUUGUUUUCCUUGUCUCUAUUGUGUUGACUUCUCAGUGGCUUCGUGAGUUUCAUGUACGUUUUUCCACCAAGUAUGAGCCAUGAAAUGUCACGUGCCAAUGAGAGGACAGCAAUUCAGUCGUGGUGUGCAACAAAUGCAGACUGCAUUGUUAACAAUGUUGUGAAAUGCUCUUAAAACUAUCGCUAUCACUAUAAGAGCCACCCAGUGGAUAUGCCAAAAUAAAGCCAUUAUCAUUAUCAUUAUUAUCAUUAUUAUUAUUAUUAUUAUUAUUAUUAUUAUUAUUAUUAUUAUUAUUAUUAUUAUUAUAUAGUGUUUUUGAAUGAAUAGUUUUUUCUUUUUUUUAAGCAAAUUAAUUGUAAAUAGGAUUUUAAUAGUUUUUUAAUAAAAUUGUCUAUUAUUAUUUUAUUAUUAUUAUUAUUAUUAUUAUUAUUAUUAUUAUUAUUAUUAUUAUUAUUAUUAUUAUUAUUAUUCUGUGCAUGUCUCACACCCAGAAGUGGCCUUAUUCUCCAAAGCAUCAAGCUAUUUCCUAUAGCCUUAAUUAGGUGUCUAGGGUCCUUAUUAGGAGCUUGGCUGUUCCCAACAAACAAGCUUUCGGGAGCAAUGCAAUAAUCCCAGGUGUUCCCAACCUGCCUUUCUUUUUCUGCUACCCAUGUAUCAAAAGGACAAGCUACAUCGACAAUAAAGCACACCCUACUCUCCUUUUCCAGCACUACAACAUCAGGUGGUGAAGAUGAUGAUGAUGAUGAUGGUGGUGGUGGGUGGUGGUGGUGGUGGUGAUGAUGAUGAUGAUGAUGAUUAUCAUUAUUAUUAA